AUGGAGCGUGCGGUGAGCGAGCUCUUCACCUCCCGUCCUCUCACCUCUCACCUCCUCCGUCCUCCGUUCGCCUUCCCCUCAAGCACCGCGAACGGAGGCCAGGUGCCGGCGGGCAAGCAGGUCGGGGACCUCCUCCUCUUCUGUGCUGACGUCCUCGUAGCCUCCCUGGAGUACCCUGCCCGGCACUGGGUCUCGGCGGGCCUCAUGGGCGCGACCGCCGCCGCGGUGAAGGAGAUGGUGGUGGCGGGAGGUUGGGGCAGCGUCGGGGAGAUGGUGGUGGUCGUGGCGCCGGAGGCUAGUGUUAGCACCGGCGGGUGGGCAACCAGCGGCGCACGGGAGGAGGCGGCGCGUGCGACGCCCCGGCGGGCUCACGGCAACGCGCGGGCCGCAUUCGGCGGGCUAGUGGCAACGCACGGCGGCGCGUGGGAUCCGGCGGGCAAGUGGCAGUGCGCGGACGGCCCCAGCGUGCGCGCGGCGCCCCCUUGGUGGGCACCCGGCAGGCAGUGCCCAGGCGCACUUGCGGAGUGCUGGGGAGGCCAAGCUGGGCGCUGGCCCCCCUUCCUUCAUACACUGUCUCCACUGAAUUUUUUCAUCUGUGCUUCUUCGCAUUUCUACCAGAUGUAUAAAAGUAGUGUUAGCUUGUUGAAUGUAUACUCAAUCUGA
Molecule: messenger RNA, 663 nt
Organism: Miscanthus lutarioriparius
Lineage: Eukaryota; Viridiplantae; Streptophyta; Magnoliopsida; Poales; Poaceae
Source: the annotation of a GenBank genome assembly